Messenger RNA from Striga asiatica, 720 nucleotides. The record is from the annotation of a GenBank genome assembly. Lineage: Eukaryota; Viridiplantae; Streptophyta; Magnoliopsida; Lamiales; Orobanchaceae.
AUGGAACAACCAAAGAAUCACGACCUUGCCCAUUUCAAUUCCUCUGAACAUAGGACCGUAGAUAAUGGUCCCGACUCACAAGUUUUCAUGGCCGAUUCUUCAGGCCAUGCGAACAUGAGCCUGAAGCUGCCAGAGAUCACUUUUUCAGAAGCUAAACCGGUGCUUAAUUACUCCAUACAGACUGGUGAGGAAUUCUCACUCGAGUUCAUGCGUGACAGAUUCAAUCCGAGGAAGCUCUUACUAGAAACAUACAGUGACACCUCUCAAGCUCCUGGGCAUUUUGGGAAAGGCCAAACGGGAUCUGAAAGCAGUACCGAUAUCUCCAUGAUUACCCCUGUGGAAAAAGAAUCGAAACAACUCUCACAAAAGAAUCCAUCUGCAAAUGGGGACAUUGUGAAUAAUAACCAUGGCAAUCUCCAUUCAAUGCAGGCCGUCCCAUGUGCUCCAAUUAUAUCCGACAGCUCAUCAAUAAAGCUUAAGAUAUUAUGCAGCUUUGGUGGAAAGAUUCUGCCUCGGCCAAGUGAUGGGAAACUCAGAUAUGUCGGUGGGGAAACUCGCAUUGUCCGGAUAAACAGGGAUAUUACAUGGAAAGAGCUGUGGCAGAAAGCGAAUGCAAUCUAUGAAGAGACAUGCGCUGUGAAAUAUCAGCUCCCUGGGGAGGAUCUCGAUGCCUUGGUAACCAUAUCGAGCGACGAGGAUUUACUGAACAUGAUGGAGUAG